Plasmodium cynomolgi strain B is the source of this 9021-nucleotide messenger RNA. RefSeq lists its product as hypothetical. The transcript is spliced from 4 exons. Lineage: Eukaryota; Apicomplexa; Aconoidasida; Haemosporida; Plasmodiidae. The coding region runs from base 1117 to 9021 and encodes 2634 amino acids. The record is from RefSeq and is a predicted model, not a curated record.
AUGGCGUCACACGGGAGAAAAAGGAAGAACUACGAUGAUCGAGGCGACCGGAAUGACCUGUACGAUCGGAGUGACAGGCACGAUCGAAGUGACAGGUACGAUCGAAGUGACCGGCACGAUCGAAGUGACAGACACGAUCGAAGUGACCGGCACGAUCGAAGUGACCGACACGAUCGGAGUGACCGACACGAUCGAAGUGACCGACACGAUCGAAGUGACCGGCACGACCGGAGUGAUCGCCAGGACAAGGAAAUAAUUUACGACCAAAUAUAUUCCACGCCAAGGAAGAACAAGCCAAGGUGCAUGGUCGUGUCAAACUAUAAGGAUAACCUGUUGAGUUACUUCGAAAGCAUUAUACACAUCGAAAAUAGUGGACCAAAUUUUAGCAACAAAUGGUAUAUACAUUUUUACCGAGUCUGUUUGUAUAAUGAGAAGCUGUAUGCUGGUGGCUCCGCGGCGACAACAGAUGGGGGAGGAGCUGGAGGAACUAAUGGAAAGAAUAACACAAAUGUGAGUAAAAAAAAUAUCGACAAAUUGAUCAUAGAAUAUAAUGUGGAGGAAGUCCUUCGGAAGGUUCAAACUUUAGUUGUCAGAAAAUUAGAUUGUGAAAAUUUGUACUAUCAGAAAAUUUUGAAACACGUGAAUGUAAAGACGCUGAGGCAUUUGGAAGGAGAAGAAGAAGAGGAUGAAGGGGGAGAGACAAUAACCACCAAGGAAGCAGGUGCACAGUUAGCUAAUGAACGCUCUGAAGGGGAUCAGAAAAAUGAGAAAAAAAACUCUCGAGUGAAGGAGUCAAAAAAGAGGUCAAGAACAACAUCUGUAGCUGCAAACUCGUCUAAUUAUGGAGAUGAUGAUUAUGAUGAAAUAACGAGCAAUCGGAGGGGAAGUAGCAAAUAUGAAGCAGAAACAGAAAUAGAUGUGAGGAAAAAAAAAAAUUUGAGACAAAAAAAUUUCCAAAAUGAAAGUCAAAAGAAUUACUACAUCAUAGAAUUUAAAAAUUUACUUUUUAAUGAAAAAAAAAAGUUUAACAAUAUUAUCACAUUACCAAUUUUAUUAUACACAAGUAUUGGUACUCAUCUGAAUUUGCGAGGUACAAUAUUUUUGUUUGGUUUUUAAAUGAGUGCCAGCAAUAGCAGUUAUCAUAUGCCUGGCGCUGGAGUGGGUACUUCCAAUUCUAACUACAACAAUGGCGAUCAUCACUUUGAAAAUGGUGUGUUAGAUUAUCCGAACCUUAAAAAUAGGAAUAGACAGUUGGGGGGGGGAUUCCCCGAUGCCACUAAUAUGGACAAUAAAAACAAAUCUUCAAAUGGAGAAAAUAUUAACAAGGUUAACACUUUCAGUCCUUUCGUAAGUUCCGCCAAUGUGGGUAACUCAGGUGGUAUUGGCAACACUAGCUUUUUUGGUGCUCCUGCUAGCAGUGCUCCCCUUGGCGGCAUGCAAACCUCGACCCCAAACGUGACUGCCUCGCUCGGCAACAACGGUAGCGGCAACAAUGGUAGCGGUAACAACGGUAGCGGUAUCAACAGCAGCAGCAACAACAACCUAUUCAAAGGAUUUAACCAAAGCAAUAACAUAUUUAGUAGCAACAAAGGUAAUGAAAGCAGCCUAUUCAGGAAGAGCAGCAAUACCAACCCGUCCAGCAACACCAACCUGUUCAGCAACACCAACCCGUCCAGCAACUCCAACCUGUUCAGCAACACCAACUCGUCCAGCAGCACCAACCUCUUCAGCAACAACAACCCGUCCAACAACUCCAACCUGUUCAGCAACACCAACACGUCCAGUAACUCCAACCUGUUCAGCAACACCAACCCGUCUAGCAAUUCCAACCUGUUCAGCAACACCAACCCGUCCAGCAACAGCACAUCUGCGCCAACGUCUCUCUUUGGAGGUUCUCUAAACAGUAAUUCGAUAAUGCACCCCUCCGGUAAUAGCACCUUGCCAAAAUUUAACAACGCCUUUUCUGGAGGUCUGAACGCGCAAGAUAACACCAGCGCCAAAGGCCCAAACCCCAGCGGUAACAACCCCCUCUCAGGGAGUAUAUUUGGAAUGAAGAGUAGCCUAACUAGCAAUAACAGCUUCGGCAAUCAAAACAGUAGUACCCUUGGCAACAGUCUUAUGAAUAAUCUGUCGAAUCAAACGAACAACCUUUUUGAUUCCAAAAAUAAUUCCACAUCGGAAACGUCAAAUAUGAACCUAUCCUCCUCCAGCGGUAACAACCGCAUCUUUGGUUUCGAGAAAAGUGCACAAGGCACGUCCCUCUUUGCAAAUGCCGCAGGGAACGCUGGGAACGCUGGGAACGCGGGAAACGCGGGGAAGAACCAAAGUAAAGGUCUCUUUCCCUUUGGCAAUAAUAGUCAACAAGUUGGGAACCCGGACAAGGACAAACUGGAGUUGGGUUCCUCGUCCGCGGGUACCUCGGUUAGCAGCAUUGGAGGGGUUAGCGGUACGAGCGGUACCAACACCCUUGGCGGGGGUAGCUGUUUGGGCGGUACCAACACCCUUGGCGGGGGUAGCUGUUUGGGCGGUACCAACACCCUUGGCGGGGGUAGCGGUUUGGGCGGUACCAAUACCCUUGGCGGGGGUAGCGGUUUGGGCGCCUUUGGGGGAUUCGGACAGGGAAGCGGCGCAAGCGGUGGGAACCUCCUGAACAGCAGCGCAGGCGUGUCGUUGAAGCCGAAUUCCGUUUUUCAGGGCACCCUGGGUGCGCAGAAGGAGGGAUUUUUUGGGAGCGCCAAGCCGAACGAGAAUAUUUUCGGCACGAGCGGUGCGAGCGCGACCUCCGGCCAGACCAACAUUUUUGGAAUGCAGCAUAGCAGCGCCGCCAACCAUAGUCCGUUUAGCAAGGGCGCCAGCGGUGUUGGCGGUGUUGGCGGUGUUAGCGGUGUAAGCGGAAAUGUCAGCGGAACUAUUAGCGGCAACCGCGGGGGAGGCCUCGGGCUGAGUAACCCCCCCAGCGGCGCGGGCAGCUCUAUCAACUUCGGUUCCAGUCUGUCCCAAAACGCAGGCGCGAACAUGGGCAUGGGGAAUAAUAUGUCACAGAUCAACCCAAGUGGGUCACACUUUCAAUCGAUGAACACCUCCACAGGUGCAAACAAUUUGGCGAAUCUAUUUAACAGCGAAAGUGGAUCGAAGGAGUUAUUCAAAGAUUUGAAGCUAUCCACAGAUACAGGUCAGAAGUUUAGUGUAAAUAAAAAACCACUUUUUUCAAAGAGGGUGAAAAACAACACACUCUUAACCACGAAUAGUAAUACAAGUGAGGAAAAAAAUAUUUUCAGUUCAAAUUAUGUGAAUAAGGAUAGCUUGUUGAUUAACCAGGACAAGCCUAUGAAGGUUAUAUUUGGACAGAACAAGAGUAGCGGUGCAAUGGCUGCUUCCCCCGUAGGAGGUGCGGGUGCACCCAAUAUGGGAAGCACAAACUUGUUCGGAAGUGCUAUUAGCGGGAGUGAAAGAAGUGGGAGCGCUUCUGGACUCGGCUCAAGUGGAGGCAUAAAUGAUAAUGCUAGUAACAACCAAGAUAAGGCGAAUAACCUCAUGAACCAAAGCAGCAAUCAAAUGGGAAAUAAAAUUACCUUCAAUGCAGCAUCAUCGAGUAGCAUCGGGCAGAGCAGUAAUACCACCACCUUUGGGAAAAGCACCAGCAAUAGUCUGUUCGGAAGCAACAGCAGUAAUUUAUUUCAGAGCAGCACGAAUAAUCUCUUCGGAAAUAAUCAGACAAGUGGAAGUACAAACAAUAAUAAUAAUCCCUUUGGAUGGAACCCCGUAUUCACCUCCCCUGAUGGGACAAAAAAUGAUCCUCAUAAUAACAACCCCGGUUUGAGUAUUCCCGUGAAGAAAUUAACACUAGAGGAGAGGAAGAAGAAAACAGCCAAAAGUAAUAUGCUCUCUUUAUUUUCGAAUAAUAAAAUGGGGGCCACUGAUACGAAUAAUGCGAGUGAUAAUACUUCUUUGGGUGCAUCCAUGUCGAAUGGUCUGCUUGGUAAUAAAAGUUCAAAUAGCGUCAAUCCGUUCAGUUUUAACAGCACUUCGAUGGAUAACUCCUCCAAGGGGGACACAAACACAACCUCUGGUCCUACCGCUCCUACUGAUGCGCCUAGUGGUACCUUUCUUUUUGGACAAAACAGAGGCACCGGCAGUAACAGUAUCGCACUUGGUACUCCUCAGACAACUUGGGGAGACAAAAAAGGGUCAAUCUUCGGCUUCGCUACGUCUGCCUCGAAUACAGGGAGUGGUACCGUCGCGGAUGCUGCGAACAAGGAGGGAAAUGGAGACAACUCCUCAUCCACGACCGCAGCGAAUACCAGUAGCGGUAAUAACAACCUCAAUGAGAAAAGCAGCUUUCAGGUAGGCAUGAAAAGCAGUUUAUUUCCAUUCGCCGUAAAUAAGGCGGGUGAAAAUAACAGCGCAGAAACGGAUAAGGAAAAACCCCAAAGUGGCUUAUUCGGUUUUGGAACCCUAAAUGUAAAGGGCGAGCAGAAGGGAGAGCAGAAAGGAGAGCAAACGGGAGAGCAGAAGGGAGAACAAAAGGAGGAGUCAAAAGGAGGAGAUAAAGAUGACCUGUCGGAGAAGGACAAAGGAGGUGAAGAAAAAUUGUCAAGGAAAAAUGAAAAAGAAAAUUUUCAAGUUUUUGGCAGUUCAUUUUUAUCCAACCUAAAUGGGCAAAAUAAAGAUGCGAAUGUUAAAGAAGUCGAUUCCGUUCCUUCCCCUUUCGGAUUUGGAAACACAAAAAUGGAAGAAAAUAAAACGAACUCCUCUCCCUUUAUGUUCCCAUCGAAUAAAGAAAACAGGACUUCGACUCCCAUUUUUGGCCUUCCCAGCAAAACGUCGUCUUUUAACGAAUUGCAGACCAGUGAAGAGAAAAAGAAAACGUCCAUUUUUUCCUUCAGUGGGGAGAGUAAGCAGACGGAUGUUGCUGCCGCGCAGUCGGAGAGCUCCGCCGUGUUUAAGUUUAGCUCCACGGGGGUUGGCACGGACGGGAACGCGCUUGGUGCAAUGGGAAGCGGCUCAAUAGGAAGCGGCGUAAUGGGAAGCGGCGUAAUGGGAAGCGGCGUAAUGGGCAACACCGCAAUUGGCAACACCGCAAUUGGCAACACCGCAAACAUUAGCGAUCACAUAAACUACGACGACGUGAAGAACAGGAAGAGGAGGAGGAACGUGGACUUGGACGACCAGGACGAUGCGAGUGGAGUGGCCAAAUCAAAGGGAAGAGAUUCCACAGAUGAGAUAAAUCAUUGGGGAGGUGACAACUCGAGGAGGAAAGGACUUAGUGGAAACUAUUGGGGUGAUGAAAAAAACGAUGAAUUAAACAGCGACAGCUUGUUCUUCAAAAAAAGCAAAUUGGGAAGCGCUCUAAAUGACACCAAAAAUAUUUUAAACACAUUAAAAUUUGACAACAUUCCAAGUAAGGAUAUUCUAAGUGCAAGUGCGUCGCAUAACAAAACGAGUAUAAGUGCCCGAGAGAACAACUUAAUUGAGAGAGGGGUCUUGAAUGCCAAUGCUUCAUUAUGGGAUAGCAAAGAGGUGGGGGGCAGUCCGACAAAGGAUAAAACUGGGAGUGCUAUCCAUGGAAGUGGGAUUUUCUCCCCCACAGGAGAUACCACCAAAUUGGGACUUCGAAAUACGCUCAGUAAUCAGCUAACAGCAGAGACAAACAACACGAGUAGUGAACCUGCACAUUUUAAACAACAGAGUGCACAGAAUCAUGGUACCAUGGAUGAAUCAAAUCUGCCAUUUGCUACUCGUGAGGGGAACAGCUUGUUAAAUGACCAAAUGAAGAGAAUAGAAAAACAGAAGGAAGAAGAACUGAACAGUUUGGAAAGGUUAAAAAUGAAUAACUACCUAAUGCAUGAGAAGGACGAAAAAAAUGAUAAUAACGAUAGAAACAGUGACAUGGAUCAUGAUGGAAAGAUAAUGAAAAAUGCGAAGAAAGACCACAUGGUGACAGAUAAAAAAAGCGUAAAUCGAAUUGUAGCAUAUAAUAAAAAAAUAUCAUUCGAUGAUAUAGAAGUAGAUUUAGACAAAGAUAUCAUAGACCUGAAUGACUUGAGACAGAACUUAUUUUUAUGUGUUCUAAAUUUCCAUCUCAACUACUGGGCAGAAAAAGUUAUCCUAUUCUAUCCACACAAUGAAAAAAUUAAUAAAUUUUGUAACCGCAUUAUGAAAAUAAAGAACGAAUUUGAUGAAACUUACAACUUUAACUUAUUUGAAGAAAUUCACGUUUUAUCGAAAAAAAUGUUGAAGAGAUUAGACCGUAACUGCUGCAUAUACGAAAGUGUGUUAUUCCUUUCGGCUGAAAAUUUAUACGUCCUAAAGAAUGCCAAGCUGUCUUUGUUUGAAGCCUUCAAUAUAUAUCACUUUUGGUUUCAAAGAAACAGCCUUGAUGUGAAAAAAAAUUUCCAAAAUUUUAUGUACACUAAUAAAAUUUAUCCCUCUUACCUUAACUACUACAUGAAUCUUUAUAAGAAUCACAAGUCGUUUAAUUAUAAGUACACUCAAGGGGGUGGCAAGAAGAAGAAGAAGCAGGGGGAUCAGGAGAGGGAAAACGAGAGCAAUUCGAUUGAUCAGGAGAGGGGCAGUGCGAGCAAUGCGACGGACCAGGAGAGGGACAGUGCGAGCAAUGCGACGGACCAGGAGAGGGACAGCGCGAGCAAUGCGACGGACCAGGAGAGGGACAGUGCGAGCAAUGCGACGGACCAGGAGGAGCCGAACGGUAGUGCCGACUCGUCGGGCAGCUCGGGCCGCCACCGGGGCGGGGACUCGUGUAGCCAGGGGGAGGCGGACAGCGAAGGAAGCGACGUAGGAAGUGACGUAGGAAGUGAGCGCAGGAGAGGGCGCGGGAGAGAGCGCGGGAGAGAGAGCGGAAGUAGUAGUCCCCGAAGUAGUAGUCCCCGAAGUGGUAGCCCCCGAAGUGGUAGCCCCCGAAGUAGUCGUGGGAUCAACCCCCGAAGCGAUCGUGAGAGGCGCGCGAAAAGGAGGGGCAGGGCCAGAAAGAGAAGCACCGAGCGAAAGGAGAACAGCCUGAUAGAGAUCCUCAACUCGAACAGCAGCGACGUGUCGGACGUAAUGGAUAACAGCAACAAAGAAGAACCCCUCAAUGUACACAUCAAGGAAAAGUAUCUCUAUCUGUCCAAGGGAAAGGCCAGAAAAAACAAACUAUUCCUCCCCUCGCACAUAAGGGUUAAAAAACUGAGUGCAUGCGAGUGCAUACUAUUGGAACUUAUUCUCAAAAGAGACAUACUGAACGUUUUAAAAAAAUACAAAAUUUUUAAAACAGAAAAAUAUGAAUACCUCUAUGUUAACCUCAUAGCAAUGUUGAAGCAUUAUAAUUAUUUCUCCCUUGAGAAGGAGAAUGAAAUAAGUAAAAGUUCAACCUCCACUAGUGCAACGGUGAGUGGAGGCACGGGUGUUGGUGAAGCCGCUGGUGGUACAUCUCUCUCCGAUUUGGGACAAAACAAAACGAAUAGCCAUUUGAAAAAGCUAACCAAUCAUUUGCGCACAAAUUGCAUGAAUACAAAAAAUGAUAAAAUUAAUAUCCUCAAAAAAAUAUGUGAUAGAAAUUUACUGUACUAUAUAAACAUGCAGUUAAAAAAUAUAACCCAUUUGAUUAGCUUCAACGAAAUGGAAAUCGCUUGUGUAUAUUUGAAUCAUAUCAAAAAUAAUUUGUAUGUCAUGUUUCAGAUGCCUAUUCUCCUGUACAAUACUCUCUUUGACAGAAUCAUCACCUCCUACAAUGACUAUAUCGUAAUGGAAAAUUUUUUCAAUAACUCAUGUUUGUAUAAUGACUUUCGAUAUGAAAAUAUUUUUAAAACGAAGGUUGCCUAUAUGCUUAUGAAGAAAUUUUUUCAGGCAGAUGACACAGAGAAUUGUAUUCGAUUUGCUCUUUACUUUGAGAAUAUACGAACCAAGGCACCUCGAAAUAACAUAUACAAUGACUAUAUUUUUCACAAAAAUUUGGUGAGUGCCUAUAUCAAGGUGCAUGAAGACAUCGUACCGGAGGAAUGGAUCCAGGCGCAGACUUCCAACAAUAGUGAACUCAGUGAUCUGCAUGACUCGGAGUAUCUCGACUACUACUCCUUCUUCUUUAAGGACAUCUCCAAGUAUAUAAAGUUUCACAUAAUGCAGAAGAUUGUCUCGGGUAAUAUAUUCAGCCUGCGCAGGAGGGACUACACGAACGCGGAGGAGGGCCGCGCCGUUGUGGGAAGCGGUGUGGCUGGUGGUAUGACUAGCGGUGUGGAUGGCGGCAUGGCUAGUGGAGUGACCAGCGGUGUGACCAGCGGAGUGGCAGGUGGAGAGACAGGUGAAGUGACCAGCGGAGCGAAUGCCCCCACGGGGGAAACUACCGCCACCGCCACCGCCAACCCCCCCAGUAGCUGCGAGGACAACUUCGCGUGCUACUUCGUAUACAUGGUGAACCGUUCCAUCCUGGAUGACCUCGUAAACUUAUACGCGUCCAAGGGAGAGUACUUCUACAAGAGAAUCUCAGCCACACUGAUCAACAACUCAUUUGUAAAGGAAUACGAGAAGACACACAACAAACAUUUCCACAUGCACGUACAGGUAGCCAACAUAAACCAUUUCAUGAAAACGAAUUUUUUUGAAUACAUAAAUUUUUUCAAAAAAAAAGAACUGUAUCACAUCGAUAAGACAAAAAAUGAAGAUGAAAUUAUGCAGAACCUAGUUAACGUUAUAAAAGGAAAUGGAAAAAAAAUUCUUGUAGUGAUUAAUAUGCUCGUCGAAAUUAUCACGAAAAUGGAAAAAAAAAUUUUGAAAAAUGUAAAUAUAUUUAUUACUAUAAAUUUGAGGAACUUAAUCAUUGACACCUUUUACCUCUUCAAAUACAUUUUCAAUAAUAAAGAAUUUUCGCUCCACUUGGUGGAGGACAUGUACAGAAAUGCCGUCAUUUUUAACGACCUCAUUAACUCCACCUUUUCGGAUGACGUACACUACUACCCCAGGGAACAAAUAAAGGAACUUUACACAUACAUCCGCCACAAAUUUACCAACCAGAAUUUGAUCGCCUGA